CCCGCAUGAGAGGUCGAUCGCCUCACAUUCUCUCGCUCAUUGCCAUCCUAAACAUUUUCUACUAGGUAGAGGGUUAGAGGACCCCUCAUUGCCUCCAGCGCAAUGGACCGUCUACCAGCCGAGCUCAUUCUCUCCAUUGGCCAGCUCAUCGAAAAGCAUACACUAUGUUCCCUGAUCCGAUGCUGUCGGCGCUUAUACGACGUCCUUCAACCGCUACUCUACACGAAAAUCCGCCUGGUCUCGCCUUUGUCGGACAGCUAUAUCUCUCUGGUCAUGCGCAUGUGGCGAUAUCCUGAGAUAGCCCGUCAUGUUCGCCAUGCAGAGAUGCAUCUCCCGAUCAUCCGUCACCACCGUCCUCAGCCUUUACCUCAGCUAGACGAGACAAAGGUACCCGGACUCCAGGCUUUCAUUCAGGAUGUCCAGAGUGAGAUGUUCGAUCUCAAAGACAAGCGCAGACGUGAUUGGUGGGGUAAAGGGUUGAGAGGCAGCGAAUGGUGCUUCUGGCUGGGUGUGCUGCUCGUCCGGUUGACGCGUCUCGAGAGUAUAGAGUUUAUUGGUCUCUACAACAACAGCGCGAUAUGCGAUCUUCUAUACAGAGCCGCAAAACAGCAGCGGCCGUUCCAUGAGGAGCCUCCUUACCCUCUGCUGCGGCAAAUUGCCGUGCGAGACUGCGAGCAGGGGUUUGAGCUCGAAGAAGUCCUGACCCCCUUCUUCUACUUGCCCGCCGUGGAAUCCGUGGAUAUCAGCCAGCUGUGGGAUGGGCGAGGACGGGAUGAUCCUCUGGAAUGGCGGCGGGAGGCCAGCUGCGCCCGUUGCCCGGUUAAGGAGAUCGUCAUUCGAUCCUUGAAGCACUCGCGUGGCACGCUCACCUGGCUCGCAGACUGCACAGACCUGGAGCGUAUCUCGGUGCGAAUCCCCUGCAUCUUCGUCGGUUACCCCGAGAUCCGGUUCGGGGUGCCGUUCAACCCAGCGCGCUUUAUCCGGAACCUUCUUCCGUUCAGGAGAACCUUGAGGAGUCUGCACAUCGAGUACGACCAAGUAUACCACGCCUUGCUGAACGCCCCCGGGCCGUUAGAACUGUACUAUGAGGACAUCUAUUGGCUCACCGAGGACGAGCGGAACCUAGAUCAUUGCAAUGCGCCCGUGGACUCGCUGCGCGACUUCGAAGUCCUCGAAGAGGUGUCGCUGCGACACGCCAACCUCUUACCGGCGGUGGAUGGAGCUUCUGCUCGAGGCAUUCUCGCGGACCGGCUCCCGAAACCCCUCCGGCGUCUUUGCAUCCUCAACAUCGUGGAAAGCCGCUAUACAGAUCUACUUACGGAGCUCACGAUCCUUGUCACCACAGCCCGCGAUACCUUCCCCAACCUAAACCAAAUCCAGCUCCCGAGAAACACCGUGGACGAGAUGUCAUUACCCGCUUUCCAACAUGACUGCACAAACGCGGGAGUAUCAUUCGAAUACUUCUAGAUCCAUCCAAAUGCCAGCCAACCCAUGGCGUCACAAACACCCAACCGCCCAUU
Molecule: messenger RNA, 1520 nt
Organism: Aspergillus japonicus CBS 114.51
Lineage: Eukaryota; Fungi; Ascomycota; Eurotiomycetes; Eurotiales; Aspergillaceae
Exons: 1
Coding region: 103-1467 (454 amino acids)
Molecular function (GO): protein binding
Source: RefSeq, a predicted model, not a curated record